GGAAGGGACAUGUUGUACUGUACAUAACGUUACAACCUCAGGCUACAUAGAAACUUGUUCGGCUCGGCAGAACUAUCCGGCCACGGUUCGGGACACAGGUUGGACCACCAAUCUCCCGAAGCUCUAUCGACAUCCCGGAACUCAGGGUCCUAUGAUUAGGCCUGGCCUCGCUGACGAUUCUCGCCCGCUGCAGUCAUUGUAUCGUCCUCAUCCGUCCUCUUUCCGUUUGAUCACUCGUCAUGAGCCGCAUCCUUCCAUCCAGGCCAUGGUCACGUUAAUUUCCAUGGACAACAAACAAAUGCACAUGUACCUAGCUUAGCUACGGCAGAGGUUGUGAUGAAGCUGGGGAGACCACAGCGGUGAAAACUCUGCGACGACAACCAUUCUAGUCUGUUCGCUUGUCUGAGUCCCUGUCUUGCUUGACUGGGUCUUCCUUCCGUCAAGCUGGAGGCGGCGUUCGCCAUAGCGAGGAUGAAGCGCAAAGCACCUUCAGAUCUCUCUUUAACACAAUCCACCCCACUCGAUUUUUGCGGCCCUGCAAAGUCCGGCCAGAAAUUUCGUCCUGAGACGAAUGAGUAUGCGAAGACGAACAUAGCAAUGGAAGCACCAGGCCCAUUUGACGACGUCAUUGAAGAUGACUAUGACUCUUUUGAUGAGAUAUUUACACAGCAUUUUGCAGACGAUGGUACCUGUCUACGCGAGGACAUCACAAAUGUUGCCAACGAUCGGGAAGGUGUUCGUCCAUUUCAUCAGAAGGAACUGCCUUAUAGUCAAAGCUCCAACACUACCAAACGAUUCGUCAUCCCCCCCGUUUGUUAUUCCCAACCUCGACUCUCUCGCCCGUUCAAUGCAGAUCAUGCAGACUUGCCGUGGGCUCAGAGAUUCCCUCCAAAAGAUAUAAGUGAACUGGCAGUUCAUAGCAGGAAGAUCUCCGAUGUGAAAACUUGGCUGAAUAAUGCAUUCCAUGGGACGGGUGAACGGUUACUUAUCCUCCGUGGUCCUUCAGGAAGUGGCAAGACAACCACGGUUUCCAUUCUGUCAGAGACUCUGGGGUUUGAGAUAAUUGAAUGGAGAAAUCCAGCGGCAUCUGACUCUGUCACCAACUUGCCGAAUUCCGUCGCCUUACAAUUUGGUGAUUUUCUGGAGAGGGCUAAUGAGCUCCCUGGCCUCGACCUUGACCUGCCGAGCAAUUUCUCCGAAGGUCAAAGGGGCGCCAUAGAGGGCUUUUCGCCGCGACGGCGUUUAAUACUGAUCGAGGAAUUCCCUUCACUAAUAACGCAAUCUUCUAAUCUAUCUCUGUUCAGAAUGGCUGUUCAGCGGUACCUAGUAACGGCAGGCUCCGCUCGAGAGAUGGACAUAGUGCCCUGCUCUCCAAUGGUCAUAAUUAUCUCAGAGACACUUCUCGACUCAUGCUCUUCUUUUUCAGAUAACAUCACAGCUCAUCGAUUGCUAGGCCCGGCGAUCUGCAAUCAUCCAGGAACAAGAAUUAUUGACUUCAAUAGUAUAGCUCCCACAUUCAUGUUCAGAGCCUUAAAUUUGAUCUUAGAGAAGGAAGGCCGCGUUUCUAAAUCUGAGCGAGCACUAUCACCCGCUACAAUGCGCAGCCUAUCUCAGAACGGGGAUAUUCGAAGUGCGGCUGCCCGGCUGGAAUUCAUCUGCCUGAAGUCCAGUAAUUUUGCCGAGAUGAAGAAACCGUCUAAGGCCAAGAAAGCCUCCCGGAGAGCACCCACUCUUACUCCGGUGGAGGAGCAGGCACUCGGGCUCAUAACCCAACGAGAGACCACUCUGGGGUUGUUCCAUGCUGUUGGGAAGGUUGUGUAUAACAAGCGUGACGAUCCAAGCUCUAAGAAAGAUGGUCAGCCUGUUAUGCCUCCAAGCUACUUGCGUCAUUAUGGACGGCCGAAAAUAUCACAGGUGCAGGUCAACGAACUAUAUAAUGAGACCGGUACCGAUACACAAACUUUCAUCAGUACUUUGCAUGAGAACUAUGUUCCAUCUUGCGAUGGUGCCUCAUUCACAGAGUGCCUUGACGAUUGCAUUAGUGCGCUUUCGGAUAGCGACUUGUUGUAUCCUAUUUCCAAAAGGACAAAUAGGUUCUUCAUACAUGCAACUAGAAAUAGUGCUGCGGUUGAGACUUUGCGGCAGCAAGAAAUCAGCUACCAAGUUGCCGCUCGUGGGCUACUAUUCGCCCUUCCUUAUCCAGUGUCAAGAAAGAUUCCAUUUAAUGAUGGUAUUGGGACUCCAAGACAUAGCCAACAACUUCUUUACCCGACUUCUUUGCGGUCACUGCAUAUUAUGGAGGAGGUUGAGGGCCUCGUAGCUUUGUGGUCAAGCAGGCUCUUGAGCUCGAUUAGUUACCCUGCCCCAGGCUCAAUAGUUGAAUCUACUACUCCCCUCAGCGAGAAGGAGCUGGGCACUAGCAACAAUUUCAUUCACGAGGGCGCUCGGAAUGUAAGCCAAACAGUGACAGCAACCAUGAUACCGCGCAGUGACCUUAUACUUCAUCAAUUGCCGUAUAUGGCAUGUUUACUCAGAGGAGCCAGUGAAGGCCAGGAGCUCGAGAAGAUUACGAAACUCACCAGGCUCCAGCCGCAAGCGUCCAACAAAGCACGUACCUUCUUCGGUGAAUUAGGGACACCUGGUCCGAAUGUCGGACUAUUGGGAGAAAUACCGAAAACAAGGAUUCGAGGCUGGGAUAACACUUUAGAGUCUCAUCUACCGUCUGUGACCGAUGAGAGAGAGCUUACUCUGAGUGAUGAUGAAAUCAUAGACGAUAACUGAGAACUUGUUUCAAUGAUCUUGUCAUGCUUGGUAUCCUUGCCUUGAUUCAAGCGUUUGGGUCUCUUCCACAUGGUCUGGUGUAAAGACAAAG
This is a messenger RNA of Aspergillus aculeatinus CBS 121060, 2872 nucleotides long. RefSeq names its product putative cell cycle checkpoint protein Rad17. The record is from RefSeq and is a predicted model, not a curated record. Lineage: Eukaryota; Fungi; Ascomycota; Eurotiomycetes; Eurotiales; Aspergillaceae. Gene Ontology annotation, molecular function: chromatin binding. The transcript is spliced from 3 exons. Gene Ontology annotation, biological process: DNA damage checkpoint signaling; DNA repair; mitotic DNA replication checkpoint signaling. Bases 472 to 2781 code for a protein of 769 amino acids.